Molecule: messenger RNA, 1785 nt
Organism: Cokeromyces recurvatus
Lineage: Eukaryota; Fungi; Mucoromycota; Mucoromycetes; Mucorales; Mucoraceae
Product: asparagine synthase-domain-containing protein
Exons: 9
Coding region: 1-1785 (594 amino acids)
Molecular function (GO): asparagine synthase (glutamine-hydrolyzing) activity
Source: RefSeq, a predicted model, not a curated record
AUGUGUGGUAUUUUAUUUUCACUUUCAACAGAACAAACACCUGUAGAUGUGGAAGAAUGGGAGAAUUUAAAGGAAUUAAACACCAGAAGAGGUCCCGAUGCUCAAAAUUUGCAUCAAGUUCAUACAAGCCAUCGUAAUCAAGAAUUACUUUUACAGUUCUUUUCAUCCGUUCUUCAUUUAAGAGGAUCAGAAACUGUUCCUCAACCACGAUACAAUUCUCAAACAGGUAAUGUCCUUUGUUGGAAUGGCGAGAUUUUUGGUGGUAUCGAUGUUGAAUUUGGACAUAAUGACACACAGAUUUUGAUGGAUCAGCUUGAAAAGACAACAACAGAAAAUGAUAUACUUGAUGUUUUACAAAAAAUUGAGGGCCCAUUUGCAUUUGUUUAUUACAGAGCAGCAACUCAUAAGAUCUAUUUCGGUCGUGAUUGUUUAGGACGUAGAUCAUUGUUAUGGUAUCAUCCAAAGAAUGGUCCGUUUAUGUUAAGUUCUGUUGGUAAAUCAAAUACAGAAGUUAAAACAGAUAGUGUUUGGGAAGAGGUGCCUGCUAUAGGAUUUUUUAGUAUUGAUCUUCAAUCUGAUAUAAAUGAUACAACAAUGAAAAAUAGUCUCCCUCUUGCAUGUGGAAUUCCUAUCAAACUAUUUCCAUGGAAAUAUGAUAAUGAGUUGGAUUCAUUGGAAACCAAGAGAUUGAGCUUUCCUUUUUCUAGAAUUAAUUCAGCUAUACCUGAAUUAAGUCCUAUAGAAAAAACUAAUGUAGAACCUGCAAUUGAUUCACAAAUGCAGAAAACCAUAGAAGAGUUUAUUUCCAUAUUAGGAGAUUCUGUACAGAAGAGAGUAGCUGACAUACCUUAUUUAAAUACAAAAGGCCAGGCUCGAGUAGCUAUUUUAUUUUCAGGUGGACUUGACUGUAUAUGCUUGGCUGCUUUAGCAAAUAAGUAUUUGCCCAUGUCUGAAUCAAUUGAUUUAUUAAAUGUUGCCUUUGAGAACCCUCGGGUGGAGAAUGCAGCAAAGAUAAGAAAUAAGAAAAACAAAAAGGACCAACAAACUAAGGAGGAUAUGCCAAUAACUCGAUCUAUUUAUGAUACACCUGAUCGUCUAACUGGAAAAGCAGGUGUGGAAGAAUUACAACGUAUUGCACCUGAACGUGUAUGGAAUUUUGUAGAAAUUAAUGUGCCUUAUGCAGAAUCUUUGGAGUUUCGACAAAGAAUUAUAGAUAGAAUGUUUCCAUUAGACACUGUAAUGGAUUUGAGUAUUGCUAUGGCAUUUUGGUUUGCCUCACGAGGAAAAGGCAUCAUCAAUAUUAAUGGGAAAACAAAUGAAUAUGAAAGCCAUGCUCGAGUUUUAUUAUCUGGGUUAGGUGCAGAUGAGCAAUUAGGCGGCUAUUCAAGACACCGAGAGGCAUUUAGACAAGGUGGUUGGGAAAAACUGAUAAAAGAGACACAACUUGAUGUUGAUAGAAUAUCUACACGUAAUUUGGGUCGAGAUGAUCGAAUUAUGUCUGAUCAUGGAAAAGAAGUCCGUUUCCCAUUUUUAAGUACUUAUGUCGUUAACUGGCUUUGUCAACAACCUAUUCAGUUAAAAAUGGAUUUAAGAUAUGAAAGAGGUAUAGGUGAAAAACUUUUAUUAAGACAUGUGGCCCGUAAAUUAGGUUUAAUAAAUGCUAGUCGAAACUGGAAGAGAGCUAUUCAAUUUGGUGCUAAAACAGCUAAAAUGACAGGCGAAGCACGAUCUGAAAAGGGACAGCAUAAAUUAACUGCUAUUAAUCAAGAAGAAAAGAUUGUAUAG